Molecule: messenger RNA, 652 nt
Organism: Neurospora crassa OR74A
Lineage: Eukaryota; Fungi; Ascomycota; Sordariomycetes; Sordariales; Sordariaceae
Product: 60S ribosomal protein L38
Exons: 4
Coding region: 116-358 (80 amino acids)
Biological process (GO): translation; protein-RNA complex assembly
Cellular component (GO): cytosolic large ribosomal subunit; ribosome
Molecular function (GO): structural constituent of ribosome
Source: RefSeq, a predicted model, not a curated record
CCAGGCCCCAAACCCACACAAAAUUAUUUCCAUAGUACCUAAAAUUCAUCCACGCUCCUGAACUCCGUUGUCGUCGUCACCACAAGUACGGGAAGUCCAGCACCAAGUCGCCAAAAUGCCUCAGGAAAUCGGAGAUAUCAAGAAGUUCAUCGAGAUCUGCCGGCGCAAGGACGCUUCCGCCGCCCGGAUUAAGAAGAACAAGGCUACUCAGCAGAUCAAGUUCAAGGUCCGCUGCCAGAAGUACCUCUACACCCUUGUUCUCAAGGACUCCGACAAGGCUGAGAAGCUCAAGGCUUCCCUCCCUCCUUCCCUGACCAUCGCCGACGUUGCCAAGCGCAACAAGAAGCAGACUGCUUAAAUCUCUCGACAAUGAGGAACUGAUGGCUGCUUUGGCGCGAACGGGAAGCGAGUGAAUGACGAUUUUCAACUGCCUGGUUCUGGUGCUGGACAUUUAAUUCUCGCGAACUAAGACGGCGUUCUCGGAUCGGGGGAAACCUUCAUGGGAUUGGGAACAGGAGUACUUGCGAGAGCAGGUGCAGGUCUUCGGAGCAGCGUGAUGACUCUUUAGUUGUCAAGGUCUCACCGACCGCAAACCAACCCCUUGCAGAGGGUCUGAAUACACAUUCAUGAGCGACCAAUUCUUGGACCCCAG